AUGAUCGAAGGGCGUGAGCUUUCAAUGUCUCCCGCCGAAGCAUGGUGUAUCAAGAAUAUGGGUUCCCUUUUGGUCUAUCCUAUAAUCAUCAUUUUGUCACCAACGUGCCAGGGACGGCUUGUUACUCUCCUUCUCUUUGUGGAUACUUUGUUGGCCUACUGUUGGAUUCCCGGACAGCUGCAACACACCGCCUGCGGCUGGUUCCAUUUUCGAGAAAUCAGUCUUCGUUUCCAUAGAAACUUCCUGAUCGUCCUCAACUUUGCUCUUUACAACCUCUACUUUGCCGAAGAUGUGGAUUACACGUGGUGGAGACUGUUCAAUGUGGUCGUUUCCAUCUUUUUCUUCUUCUACGGAAUGAAAAAGAAAAUGUCCAACUUUUCGAACAUAAUCACCUUUGUCUACACCGGCAGAAUUCAUACUCCGUCUUAUGAGGACUACGAGUACAGCACGUCUCCAAUGCAUUUUGGUGAAGUGAUCCAAUGGAUAUCCUUCCACGUCAUCUGCAACAGUCCGGUUUCCUUGGGAUACGCGGUGUACAAAAUCGAGUUGGCUUGGGCCAGAGCUCAUAUGCGUCACCAAUGGUUCCGUCGUAACGUGCCAAACUAUCCGAGACGUCGUGCUAUGCUGAUUCCUCAUCUCUUCUAA
Messenger RNA from Caenorhabditis briggsae, 645 nucleotides. NCBI's taxonomy places the organism in Eukaryota, Metazoa, Nematoda, Chromadorea, Rhabditida, Rhabditidae. The transcript is spliced from 4 exons. Bases 1 to 645 code for a protein of 214 amino acids. The record is from RefSeq and is a predicted model, not a curated record. Gene Ontology annotation, biological process: lipid metabolic process. Gene Ontology annotation, molecular function: oxidoreductase activity, acting on the CH-CH group of donors.